GGUACAGAGAUAGAAAGAGAAAGGAGGAGGAGGAGAGAAAGGAAGGAGAAGGAGAAAUACGGUGUCAGUCAGAUAACGGGAGGGCUACUAUAAUGGCCGCGAAGUCGGAUGGAGUGUUAAAGAUGAAGAAAAGCGACGUGGCUUUUACUCCUUUGCAAAACUCCGAUCAUUCGGGUUCGGUGCAGGGGCUAGCCCCAGGAUCUCAGCCAGAUUCGGCAACCGGGGAGGUGGACUACGUGGAUGAAGAGUCCUGCUGUUGCGGCUCCUCUUCCCCGUGCUUUCGUCUGGGCAGGGAGCAGCAGAACUACUCGGUGUGGGACUUUCUCUGGAUUCUCGCCGCGGUGGCCGUCUAUUUUGCCGAUGUGGGCACAGAUAUUUGGCUCUCCGUCGACUAUUAUCUCCGUGGCCAGUACUGGUGGUUCGGGCUCACUCUCUUUUUCGUGGUGCUCGGUUCGUUUUCCGUGCAGGUCUUCAGCUUUAGGUGGUUCGUACAUGAUUUCAGCACCGAGGAGAGCGCAGGUGCUGCCAGUGGCUCUCAUGUGGAUGGGAAGCUGGUGAGCGGAUCAGCCGCACAUGGAGACACAGAUGCCCGUUCUUCAACACCACAAAGACAGACUUCCACAGCCAGCAAGUGCAACACCACAACUAAUAGCAGCAACAGCAGCACCGCAACUCAUACUAGCAAGAAAAGGACUGCAUCUUGUUCAUUUUGCAUCUGGCUCUUGCAGUCAGUCAUCCACAUCCUACAACUGGGGCAGAUCUGGAGGGAUGUCCAGCGACCAGACCAGGACCGGCAGACUCUUCUGCCUGCCCAGAGUGCACCACAACUCGAGCUGGAUGCAUCUGUCGUCAUCACAUGA
Polyodon spathula (Mississippi paddlefish) is the source of this 860-nucleotide messenger RNA. Its product is annotated as XK-related protein 4-like. The transcript has 2 exons. Bases 93 to 860 code for a protein of 255 amino acids. Gene Ontology annotation, cellular component: plasma membrane. NCBI's taxonomy places the organism in Eukaryota, Metazoa, Chordata, Actinopteri, Acipenseriformes, Polyodontidae. Gene Ontology annotation, biological process: apoptotic process involved in development; phosphatidylserine exposure on apoptotic cell surface; engulfment of apoptotic cell. The record is from RefSeq and is a predicted model, not a curated record.